Messenger RNA from Coccidioides posadasii C735 delta SOWgp, 1791 nucleotides. Lineage: Eukaryota; Fungi; Ascomycota; Eurotiomycetes; Onygenales; Onygenaceae. The record is from RefSeq and is a predicted model, not a curated record.
AUGGCAGACUCUCAUGGCUUCGGAGGGGCUGGUCGAGGCCCAACAUUUCCCCGACAGCCAGAGGAGCUGCACAUCCCAUCCGCGAACAGCUCUCUCCCCUCGAAUGGCCCACGACCUGCGCAGCAUCAAUUCCCUGCACCGCCAGAAUAUGCUGCCAAUCAUCCUCCGACGACGGUGGGCAUCCAAGCUUCCGCCUCCCAACCACCACCGCAAUCCCAUCCCCAGUAUUCCGCGAGCACCGGCCAAACCAACCCCGGGAAUGUGUUGCCAGGCGCUCUCCAGCCUGGAAAUGCAAGCCGCUCGGGCCCUAUAUCAAGCAAUACCGCCCCUACUUUGCCUACUAUCUCGCAACAACCUCCAGCCUCCUCCCCUUCCAGGCCAGCCCUAGCGACCCAGCCGCACUCCUACUCCGCUUCCAGCCCUGCUGCUUUCGAUCAGCAAAAGUAUAAGCCCUUUGGAGGUUCUUCAGAUGGCUCGAAGUACAUCUCCCCAACGUUAGCUACGUAUUCGCAGGGUAAUCAGUAUUCACCGUUGGGUUUGGCAGACAUUCGGUCACGUAUGGACCAUGGGAUGAUGGAGGACGUGAGCGGAGCGGGCCAGGCAAAUAAUGCAGAUCCUCCGAUUUCCACGAAUUGCAACUAUAUGGCCCCUUGGAGUGUCUAUGCGUUAGACUGGUGUAAAUGGUCGGUCCCGCCGGGCACUCCAACCGCCGGAAAGGUGGCUAUUGGGAGUUAUCUUGAGGACAACCAUAAUUACAUCCAAAUUUUGAGCGCCCAGUACACGCCACCCGAUAGGGACUACCCGGAACCAGAUGGCCUACCAGGGCUAGAAUUCGUCAAGAUCGCCGAAGCAACACAUUCUUAUCCGGUCACUCGAAUACUAUGGGAGCCUCCAUCAUCACAAAAGCAAUCUACCGAUCUGUUGGCGACCUCCGGGGACCAUCUCCGGCUGUGGUCGCUGCCGUCAGAGUCGUCUCAAUUUCGCCAUCAUGGAAGCAGUUCUAUUAACCGGUCAACAAAUGCCCGACCUCCUGUUCAGAAACUAUCGCCCCUUGCUCUGCUUUCCAACUCGAAAUCUCCCGAGCAUACAGCCCCCAUAACAUCUCUUGACUGGAAUGUAGUCUCCCCAAGCCUCAUCAUCACAUCCAGCAUCGAUACAACUUGCACAAUAUGGGAUAUCCCUACCUUAACCGCCAAAACACAACUCAUUGCUCAUGACAGGGAGGUUUAUGAUGUCCGGUUUUGUGCCAAUAGCGUCGAUGUGUUUGUCAGUUGUGGCGCGGAUGGUAGUGUUCGAAUGUUUGACUUAAGAAGCCUGGAACACAGCACCAUCAUCUACGAACCGUCAGAAAAGAAUGACAAAUCUUCUCCUCAUGAUGCACAUCUUUUGGCAACGUUUUCUCAAGACUCUAGCGUCAUCCGAAUACUUGACGUCCGGCAGCCAGGCCAGGCUCUUCUCGAGCUCAAGGGCCAUUCCGCGCCAAUCAAUUGCGUGGAGUGGUGUCCUGCCCGCCGAGGGACUCUUGCUUCGGGUGCCGAUGACUCCCUUGUUCUCAUAUGGGAUUUGAUAAAUCAGAACAAUGCGGCUGCAAUAAGCUCACAGACGCCAGCUGGCCAGCCACAUCAUAACAGCUCAAGUGGCGCCUCAACGAUGGAGCGCGGACCGGCUGCAGCAUGGCAGUGUGAUUACGAGGUGUCCAACGUCAGCUGGGCGCCCCAUGCCCCUAGUGGCAAUGUCUCAGGCUGGUUGGGUGUGUCUGGCGGGAAAGGAUUAUGGGGUGUAUCUAUAUGA